UUCGAAACUUGCGCUUUGACUCGACCAGCACCAACGAACGCCUCGCGUCGCGGCCGCACCGCUGCCGCCAUGCCUCGCCAUGACGGCUCCGAGCGUCAACACCGUCUUUGCGCGAUCCUCUCACGAUAACUACAGCUCCGCCUUGCUCAAGGCCCUCCGCUCGCUUCCGAGCUCGCGCCGCGCGCCACGACGUGCUCUCGACGUUCGCCAUGCAGACGGGCACGCGCCCGCGCUUCGACGCCGACGGCAUGAAGGCGGCCUUCGGCUACGACGAGAUGAACCGCAGCACCUUCCUCGUCAUUGUGCUCAUGGCGAUCGCGCGGAUCGAGAAGGCCAUGGACAGCUUGGCUUCCGCACCGACGACGGUGGCCGCUCAAGCCGCCAUGAGCUCGACGCUUCACGGCGUCUCGUGGCCUCUCACCGCAGCGCCCAGCGGCAAGCUUGGUCACAUCGUCUCCGCUGACCGCAGCCUCGUGGUGGUGGCAUCGUUCGCGGCGCCGGACCGCAUCUCGCGCGACAAGGUGCCUGACCUUACGGGGUCGACCGGGUACUGGCACACACACGUCGUGUCGGUCAAGGUGGCCAAAACCGCACCACUGCCCAACGUGACUGUGCUCGAUGGCCCGCUUUGGUGCGUGCUGCUGCGUCACCUCGACGCGAUGACGGUCUCGGAGGAAGAGCUGCGGCCGUCAACGAUGUCGCCAGCGACAGCUUUUCUCACAAGGCGCCUCCGACGAACGUCGCCACAAUUAACGUCAAUCUUGACGUUUUCUCUUCAGCAAAUCACGAGUUGUAUGCUCCAUAUCGACUACAGUAGUUUCAAUUUGGAUAAGACAUUUUAAUGACACUCGUUUGACAAUUU
Molecule: messenger RNA, 862 nt
Organism: Saprolegnia diclina VS20
Lineage: Eukaryota; Oomycota; Saprolegniomycetes; Saprolegniales; Saprolegniaceae
Exons: 1
Coding region: 210-842 (210 amino acids)
Source: RefSeq, a predicted model, not a curated record